AAUAGGACUUUCUAUUGCACAGAAUUUAGGCCUGGGUCUGUCCCCCAACUCAAUGAGUAGAAACUGAUUUACAUCGCCUCGAGUCCUCAAGAGGCGAGUCCUCGAGUUCUUGUGUUUGGCCUCUGUACGAGUUUUACAUGAUUUGUGGAAGUCAGUCAGCUUUUCAAAUGAAUAAAAUCCAUUACGCAAGUUUCUUGGAUCACCUUGGCUCAAGAAUUAAUUGACCAAAACUUGCGCAUACAGCCAACCUACAACAAAGAAUAAAGAGAGCGAAUAAUGGAGACGGAGUUGUUCAUCAUCCUUGCUUUGGUUCUCUUUGUUUCUCUCUAUCUUUUUCGUUUGUUGAACAGUAAUGUUAAUCCUAGGCGUAUGAGUGGCAGCGGCACCGAACAUGAAGUGGCCGUUGACCUGCCACCAGGAAGCACUGGUUGGCCAAUCAUUGGUGAAACCCUAGAGUAUCUACGCACAGCCAAACAGGGUGUUCCUGAAAAGUUCAUAGUGGACAGGAGGAACAAGUACUCAUCCUGCAAGGUGUUCAAGACCUCACUGCUGCGUGAAUCUAUGGCCGUGAUGUGCACAGCUGCUGGAAACAAAUUCCUAUUUUCUAAUGAGAACAAACUCGUCAAGUCUUGGUGGCCUGCAAAUUUCGAAAAGAUCUUUGCCAACUCUGAGAAAACAGACACCACCCAAGAGUCCAUUCGAUUGCGCAAAGUUUUGUCUCCAUUUCUCAAGCCUGAUGCUCUCCACAGGUGCAUAGGGGUCAUGGAUGAAGUCACCAAACAGCAUUUGGACGUGUAUUGGUCGUUUUCAUUGUUUGAUUAUGAAAAAGAAGACGAUGAAAUCGUGAUCAUAAAAGUUCACCCGCUUGCAAAGAAGUACACCUUCACCUUAGCAUGCAGACUCUUCUUAAACAUUGAUGAUCCAAAAUUAGUUGCCAAACUAGAGGAGCCAAUUCGGCAUAUAUCUUCGGGGUUCAUUUCUUUGCCACUAGAUUUUCCAGGCACAAAAUUCAACCGAGCCAUUAGAGCAUCCAAGCAAAUCAAGAAAGAAAUUGAGAAAAUGAUUAAGCAGAGAAGGAUAGAUCUCCAUCUUCAUCUUUUGGAGACAAGUAGUGAUCACGAGGUUGCUGCAGCAGCUUUCGAUCAUCAAGAUUUGUUGUCUAGGUUGCUGAUGGAGACAUAUAGCGACGGGGAAGAGAUGAAGGAAUCAGACAUUGCCAACAAGUUGUAUGGUCUCAUAGUCGGUGCUUACGACAACAUAAGCACUACUUUGGUCUCCAUAGUCAUGCAUCUGUCGCAGCUUCCUCAUGUUUAUGAUACCGUACUUAAAGAGCAAAUGGAGAUUGCAGAAUCAAAAGCAGAAGGAGAGUUGCUGAACUGGGGUGACUUGAAGAAGAUGAAAUAUUCAUGGCGCGUGGCAUGUGAAGUGUUGAGGUUGUUGCCACCAAUUUUGGGAACCUUUAGAGAGGCCAUUACCGACUUCGCCUACGAAGGAUAUCUAAUUCCAAAAGGAAUGAAGUUACACUGGAAUAUGUAUGCCACACAUAAAAACCCGGAUUACUUCCCGGAUCCUGAGAAGUUCGACCCGUCAAGGUUCCAAGGACAAGGACCAGCUCCUUAUUCAUUUGUUCCUUUUGGAGGAGGACCUCGGAUGUGCCCUGGAAAAGAGUAUGCUCGAUUCAAAAUACUAGUUUUCAUGCAUAACGUGGUCACUAGGUUUAAGUGGGAGAUGGUUUUUCCAGACGAGAAAAUGAUCAUGGACCCUGUUCUUAUUCCUACCAAAGGACUUCCAAUUCGCCUCUUUCCUCAUAAUCAUCAUCAUGAUUGAUCCAUCACAGACCAAAAGAGUACGUGUUAUAUAUAUAUAUAUAUAUAUAUUGUGUGUGUGUUGCCUUCGCUAUUAUUGUAAUUAACUUUGUAUCUAUUAAAGAAUUAAUAACAUGGGGAGGUAAAAGGCUUUGUUUAGAUGAUCAGUACGUACUCGGUUAGUUCAGUCUUCAGUUUAUUGGAGCGGUUGAGCUAGGGCUGUUAGCUCCCCUAGCUACCCUGUUCUAUAUGUGUAAUG
Messenger RNA from Rosa rugosa (rugosa rose), 2064 nucleotides. RefSeq names its product beta-amyrin 28-monooxygenase-like. The coding region runs from base 277 to 1827 and encodes 516 amino acids. The record is from RefSeq and is a predicted model, not a curated record. The transcript has 3 exons. Gene Ontology annotation, molecular function: iron ion binding; oxidoreductase activity, acting on paired donors, with incorporation or reduction of molecular oxygen; heme binding. Gene Ontology annotation, biological process: sterol metabolic process. NCBI's taxonomy places the organism in Eukaryota, Viridiplantae, Streptophyta, Magnoliopsida, Rosales, Rosaceae.